AUGUUUCUCUCUAACCUUUUCGCGAUUGUGUUAACCAUCUGGGUGGAAAGCUAUGCAGCAUCGGCCAGCAAGACACUCGACGUUGCUGCAAUCCCGAAUUUUAUGGAAAUUGACUACUCCCAGCCUCCUGUCGCCCAAGGUGUCAUCGAAACCACCGUCAUUCCAGAGCUAGCCGGAUUCAAUUUGACCACCGUUAAUGGUAGUCUAAUAUAUGACCUUCCCAAAGGUGGCAUCGACAUUUCCGAGGAGCUCUACGAGAAGUUGUCCGGAAAGAAGCCAGACCAUGACCUCUUAACCAAGCGCUAUUGCGAAAAUCCCUGCAACUGUGGUACACAUAAGGUCUGGCAUUUGGAUAGUGGCAAUUGGAACAAGUUCCUCGGUAAAUACAAAGUUUUGUCGGCGGUUUUAUGCGGACCCGGGACAAUCACAAACACAUUCAGCGAGGCAUAUACAUACACUGUUGCCGGCCAGAUCGAUCCGUCCAUAGGCAUUAUGGAUGGAAAAUUUCUGUCGAAACUCGGUUUGAAGCUUACCUUCCAAUAUUCGUUUGGUAAUGUUGUUGCAACAGGAUAUGGUGGUACCUGUGGCCAAUACCAUCCUUGCGUCUCUCUGUUCAGACCUUGGAUUGGAGUGGUCAAGGGUCGUGGUCGAUGGACUCAACUUAGCAAUGAUGGCAACAAGCUCUGUGGUAGUGGCUACGGCGGCGACAUAGAGAUUCAUCUCCCUAUUGUUAAGGAUUGCAAUGAUAAGCAGUGUGGUGCUGAUGGUGUUUGGAGCCACUGCUACUACUUGGGGAAUUAUGCUAAGGCUAUGUGUCACACUCUUGGCCCAACUCCGAAGGAUGCAUGCCCCGAUGAGGUUUACCCAAAAUGA
Molecule: messenger RNA, 873 nt
Organism: Plenodomus lingam JN3
Lineage: Eukaryota; Fungi; Ascomycota; Dothideomycetes; Pleosporales; Leptosphaeriaceae
Source: RefSeq, a predicted model, not a curated record